UGAAGUGACAUCACCCCACCGCUAGUAGCCUGCUCGGAGUGUUUCUCUUCGUUCCGUCUACAUGCAUUCAUUUUCGUUUCGAUAAAGGAGGUGUAGUUUAUCCGAUUCUUGCUGCUAAAAGGGGUUGGACAAAAAUAUUUUCCCAUCAUGAACAACUGCAAUAGCUUCGUCAACAUGGCGUCGAUAGGAGAUUUCGACCCUCUCAAUGCUUCCAUCCCCGCCACCAAAGUUGAAAUCACGGUGUCUUGCAGAAAUCUGCUGGACAUGGAUACCUUCUCCAAGUCAGAUCCAAUAUGCGUUCUGUACACACAAGGCAUCGGCAAUAAGGAGUGGAGAGAGUUUGGAAGGACAGAGGUGAUUGAAAACACUCUCAACCCAGAGUUUGUUCGUAAAUUCAUCUUGGAUUAUUUCUUUGAGGAACGACAGAAUCUGAGAUUUGACCUGUAUGACGUCGACUCAAAGAGCCCCAACCUGUCAAAACAUGACUUCCUUGGCCAGGCGUUCUGUACGUUGGGAGAGGUGGUGGGAUCGCUGGGCAGCCGCAUGGAGAAACCUCUCGUGGGCAUUCCUGGAAAGAAGUGUGGAAACAUCAUUGUUAAGGCAGAAGAGAUGGGAAACUGCAGGGAGUCAGUGAUGAUGCAGUUCUGUGGGAAUAAACUGGACAAGAAAGAUUUCUUCGGCAAGUCAGACCCUUUCCUCGUAUUCUACCGCAGCAAUGAAGAUGGAACGUUCACAAUCUGCCAUAAGACAGAGGUGGUGAAGAACACACUAAACCCAGUGUGGCAGGCCUUCAAGAUACCUGUCAGAGCACUCUGCAAUGGAGACUACGACAGAACGAUCAAGAUAGAAUGCUACGACUGGGACAGAGAUGGAAGAAGCCAUGACUUCAUAGGAGAGUUCAGUACCAGCUACAGAGAGCUGUCCAGAGGCCAGUCCCAGUUCAAUGUGUAUGAGGUGGUAAAUCCGAAGAAGAAAGGAAAAAAGAAAAAAUACCUAAACUCUGGAACGGUAACACUGCUCUCAUUCCUGGUGGAUAUAGAAGUCACCUUCCUCGACUACAUCAAAGGAGGGACCCAGAUAAAUUUCACAGUGGCGAUUGAUUUCACCGCUUCAAACGGCAACCCAGCCCAGCCCACCUCCCUCCACUACAUGAGUCCCUACCAGAUGAAUGCCUAUGCCAUGGCCCUGAAGGCUGUAGGGGAGAUCAUCCAGGACUAUGACAGUGAUAAGAUGUUCCCUGCUUUGGGCUUCGGAGCCAAGCUGCCCCCCGACGGACGGGUCUCACAUGAGUUCGCCCUGAAUGGCAACCCCCAAAACCCAUACUGUGCAGGUAUAGAUGGAGUGAUGGAGGCAUAUUACCAGAGCCUGAAGUCUGUCUGCCUCUACGGCCCAACCAACUUCUCUCCUGUCAUCAACCAUGUGGCCAGGUAUGCUGCGUCAGUGAAGGAUGGCUCUCAGUACUUCAUCCUCCUCAUCAUUACAGAUGGAGUCAUCUCAGACAUGGCCCAGACCAAGGAGUCCAUCGUCAACGCAUCGUGUCUUCCCAUGUCGAUUAUCAUCGUAGGGGUGGGACCAGCAGAAUUUGAUGCGAUGAUCGAGUUGGAUGGGGAUGAAGUGAGGAUCUCGUCGAGGGGAAGAUAUGCAGAGAGGGACAUUGUUCAGUUUGUCCCGUUCAGAGACUAUAUCGACCGGACAGGGAACCACAUCCUGAGUAUGGCCCGUCUAGCCAAGGAUGUCCUGGCUGAGAUCCCUGACCAGUUCCUCUCCUACAUGAGGACCAGAGGCAUCAAGCCCUCACCCGCACCCCCUCCCUACACACCCCCAGGGUACCCUGUGCAGAGCCCCGAUGGACACCCAUUAAAUACCCCCCCAGGACACCCCCUGCAGACGCAGAUCUGAAGGGUGCGGAGAUGCCCCCUGGUGCCGAACAACACCUCUUCAAAUCUUUCUUUGUCUCUCUCCUCUCUGCAUCACUAGCUCAGUGAUAGGAGAGGCCUUCUUGGCUCUCUCGCUCUCUCUCAUUGCACUAAUGGAGACUGACUGACUGGCAGAAUGAAUGGCAGGGUUCUAUACGUUUUUACUGAGAGGUUCUAAAGGGUUCUACUUCGGAACGGGUGUAUGGAGUCAACAAGGGUAUGUUUACUUCCAUUGUCUGGACUUCCUGUAUAUCGGCCAAUGGAGACACUCUCUGGGACACACCUGGGAAUACUGGUCUUCCCAACUCACCUGGCAAGGAAUAAAGGAGUUAAGGAAAUGAUGAAGGAAGGAAGGAUGAAAGGAGGAUAGGAAGGAAGUUCCUGGGGACUGGCCUUUUUCAGGAGCAGAGUGGCAAAAAGUUCUAUAGUCUCUGGAUGUGGAAUCACUUGACUGUUGUAAAUAACUGGAACUAUAUUUCCCUCUCUCUCUGGUCUCUCUCUCUCUCUCUCUCUCUCUCUCUACUCUGUCUCUCUAUUCUUCCAACUCUCACUCAAUGUUUACAGUACAUGUUAAUGAUAAUGAUUUUUACCGUUGGAUACUUUUAUAUAAUAUACAUACUUCUUUCAGUAUGAAACUUUGGAAUAUCAAUCAAUAUUCUCUCUCUUUAUCUCUCAGCGUGUUGUCUUUGCCACGGGAGUCAGGUUGAGCUUGCAACAGUGCAGGUCCAAGUAGCCACUGUAAUAUGCUGUACUGUAUUGUACUGUUCUAUACUAUGUGUCCCUUUGCAUGAGUGUAGCAUCAGAGCAUGCAUUGUGGUCCUACACUUCUCUGCCUGUCACUGCUCUCAGGCUUUGGGGUUCCAUGUUUUUAACUUUUAACUCUGUUAUUGAAGCAUAUUCUGCUCCCUUCUAAUCUGCCUUGGCGAUAGGGUGCCCAUGCCAGCCGCACUGCGAGUGCCCACGGGUUUUCUCACUGUGUCGAGAACAACAGUGACUCAACGAACAGCAUAUUCCUUUCCAACCCAUUUAAAUAACAACAGCUGCUCUCAGAUCCAGUUUGAGACAACAGCAGAAGCCCAGUGGUCAAAAACAGCAACACAAAUGCUUUCCUUCUGUUCUUUUGUGUUAUUAUAACAUUUACAUUUUAGUUAUUUAGCAGACGCUCUUAUCCAGAGCGACUUACAGGAGCAAUUAGGGUUAAGUGCCUUGCUCAAGGGCACAUCGAGAUAUUUUUUCUUCACCUAGUCGGCGCGGGGAUUCGAACCAGCGACCUUUCGGUUACUGACCCAACGCUCUUAACCGCUUGUUUAUUGCCUUGGAAGUUGAUAUUCUUAAGAAGAUUGUUUUAAGUUGCCUUGUUAAGGUAAUUGUAUUGUUUUGAGUUGUGCCAAUCAUUAUGUAAUAUGAUUUAAUUGUUAUUGUGUUACGCCCUGAGUGUGUUGGCCCUAGAUGUUGGUGUCUGGUGGUCAUCAUGACAACUUGUUCUUCCUAAAUGUUGUAAUUCUCAUCCCAUAAUACCCACUGAGGGCUAGGAGUUUUUCCUCACAGAGGAAAAACUCCUGGCCCAUAACCAUUAUACCCAGUCAACCCACUCUUACUUCUUACAGCCAGGGUAUCCUCUUCAAUCUGCUGUCUUAAUGGACUUAAGAGUUUAUAUCAACUGCCUUUUCAUUAUUAAUAAUACUAAUAAUUAUUAUCAUAAUAUAACUAUUAGCUAGUGCUUGUAUGGAGGUUGUGGGUAAUUGAUAACCUGAUUGGUUACAUAUCAAUAUCUCAAAUUAACAGACACUAACACCACAUUUAUGUAUUUCGCGUUGUUGCCAUUUGUUGCCAUUUUCAUGUGUGCCACAGUCGGUCUGUUGCCUGUCUGUUGCCAUAUCAUUACUGAUAGACACAUGCCCUUUGCCACAAUUCAACCACAUUCAACCAACUCCUCUCUUUUCUCUCUGUGUAAUUCCUCCUCCUGUCUCACUGCAGCUCAGUGGAUGCAGCCUCACAGAUUAGAAUAGACUGUGUUUUAAUGCUCAAAUAGGAUCAACUCCCAAGCCGAUAAUAUUUGGCAUGGCAGGAGGAGAGGGGGAUAAGUAAAAAAAAAAAAAAGACAUACAGUAGACACAAACUGUAUUUCCAAUCUUUCUUUUCUCUCACAACUUUCACUAAUGUCUUCAGAGUGGCGGCUACUUUCAUCGUGUUUUUCUCACACAUUUGAAAGCAUUCCAUAAUUGCCUCUCUGCAUCUGUAGUUGUAGCUAGUCGUGAGUCUGUGUAUCAUAUGAAACCCUAGCGAAAUCCAUAUAGUGCACCGCAUGGCUCUUGUCAAAAGAAAUGCAGUAUUUGGGGAACAGCUAGCGUGUUAUUUGAAACCCAGCUUGUCUGAGUCUGUGCUACAUUCUCCCACUGUGCUUGUAGCAGAGCAGGAGGUAUCAUUAGGACUUUGGGUCACAGUCUAGAGCUCGUUAUAGGCUCCCAUUAACCACCCACAGGCUACUGACACAGUGUGGACACACGUGUGCCCGUGCAUAUACACAGACACACACGCUCACACACAGACACACAUACAGCUGAGACCAUGGUCACCAUCGUGGACUACUGACGUUGUCAUUUCUUAGUGCUUUCUCAGUUCACACUACUUUGGAAAGGAUCAUUCUUUUCUUUCACAGCUUUGCUAGUGCCACAACUCUUGCCAUCUGCUUGCCAAGCCGUGUGCGUGCGUGCGUGCGUGCCGCCAGAGUUUUUAACAGACCAUGUCAGUUCACACACGUGAUCUUUGUUUACUAAAGUUAUCCAAAUAAUAUAUUGUAUGCUCAUCAUAUCUACUUAUAACGUGCACUAUGUUUGCAUGUACAGUUUUACAUGAGAUGCACUAGUUCUUUUUGUUAUAAUUGAGUGUUUUGGAAAGUAAAAUCUAUGAAAAUAACUACAAAAUGGCCUUAAAAACGUUCACUGAUUUCUUGGAAUUUGUGCGAUGCCUUCAGAUACUGAAUUGUUAUUGAAUUGUUCUCUAUUUUGUGUCAGUGUACAAUAUUUGCUUUUUAGUGUAUAUUUUCUUUGCAUAACUUCAUUUUUGGGGAGAACAAUAUAUUGUAUUUUUGGAAUCAGUGGUAAAUCAGAUGAAAGCAUGACUGAAGUUCUGAUUGUCUGGUAAUCCAUAUUAUAGAUGACUAUUUCUGUAUCAAACUACCGAUUUUUAAAUAAACAUUCUUACUAAACACUAA
Molecule: messenger RNA, 5130 nt
Organism: Coregonus clupeaformis (lake whitefish)
Lineage: Eukaryota; Metazoa; Chordata; Actinopteri; Salmoniformes; Salmonidae
Product: copine-8
Exons: 21
Coding region: 148-1899 (583 amino acids)
Biological process (GO): cellular response to calcium ion
Cellular component (GO): plasma membrane
Molecular function (GO): calcium-dependent phospholipid binding
Source: RefSeq, a predicted model, not a curated record